AUGCAGUACAAUCAGCUGAAACGUUCGACCACCUCCACCAUGGCAGCUAAAGAUCUGCCACAGAGCCACCUACGAAGAGAGAAUGGAUCGAAACUGGCAUGUGCUAUUGAGGAGGAGGAGACAAGUCGGCAGGAAGACAGCAUGGAGGCCACAGCUCUCUGCACCAGGCUGUGGAUCAGCAUGUUGCUGCUGCUUGUUGCAGAAGUUAAGGUCUUCUGUGAUGCUCAGGAAGUUGAUGGUUCUGUGGUCCUGGAGGGUCCUCUCCAUCCUGUGAUGGUGGGGGAAUCUGUGACCUUCCUUUGCAGAAACAAGAGGACUUCCUCCAACUCCACAGCUGAAUUCUAUAAGAAUAACAUGUUAAUCAGUAGCAGUGAUGAAGCAACGAUGAUCAUCCACAGCGUCUCCAAGUCUGACGCUGGUCCCUAUAAAUGUAAAAUCUCCGGAGCUGGAGAAUCACAAGAAAAAUGGCUUUUUGUUGUUGAUGGUUUGGUCCUGGACGGUCCGACUUCUCCUGUGACGGAGGGAGACUCUGUGACUCUUCACUGCAGAAACAACAAGGAUCCCACAAAAAGCAUUGCAGAUUUCUACAGACAUGGCGUCCAUAUCCACACUGGCUACGAUGGAAAGAUGACCAUCCCCAGAGUUUCUAAGGCAGAUGAAGGACCUUAUCAGUGCAGCAUCUCUGGAUUUGGAGAGUCAGCAGAAACCCGGCUGGUUGUACGAGUGCUCCCUUUGUGGUUUCUGAUGGUGACAAAAGUUCAAGACAACUGUUACGCUCAGAGGAUCUAUGCAGAUUUUCCGGACGUCACACCAAACACCGCUCAGCACUUUGAAUACCAGUCCCUGUAUUUCAGCUGUGAGAGGUUUGAUCUGGCAUCCGGAUGGAGAGUGAUGAGGAAAAUCCCUGGAGAAAAUGGAUCAUGUGGAAUGAGUUGGGGAGUGUUUAACGGAUCCUUUUGCAUUGUGAGAAAUAUCUACGUGGAAGACAGCGGACAUUACUGGUGUGAAACUGUUGAUGGGAAGAAAAGCAACUCUGUCAACAUCACUGUUACUGCUGGUGCCGUGGCUCUGGAGAGUCCCGUACUUCCCGUGAUGGAGGGAGAUGUCGUAACCCUGCGAUGCAAAAACAAGACACCUUCCUCCCACGUCUCAGCUGGCUUUUAUAAAAAUGGCUUCCUCGUUAAGAAUGUUACCACUGGCACUUUGUCCAUCCACAAAGCUUCCAAGUUGGAUGAAGGACUCUACAAAUGUUAUAUCCCAGGAGCUGGUGGAUCACCAGAAAGCUGGCUGGCAGUAAGCUCACAUUUUGGGAUGCAGAGACUCUCCUUUGUUCGGAUCAGGUUCCUGUCCUUCUUUACCUCCUGA
Messenger RNA from Melanotaenia boesemani (Boeseman's rainbowfish), 1365 nucleotides. Its product is annotated as high affinity immunoglobulin gamma Fc receptor I-like. Lineage: Eukaryota; Metazoa; Chordata; Actinopteri; Atheriniformes; Melanotaeniidae. The coding region runs from base 1 to 1365 and encodes 454 amino acids. The transcript is spliced from 9 exons. Gene Ontology annotation, molecular function: transmembrane signaling receptor activity. Gene Ontology annotation, biological process: cell surface receptor signaling pathway. The record is from RefSeq and is a predicted model, not a curated record.